This is a messenger RNA of Sphaeramia orbicularis (orbiculate cardinalfish), 7618 nucleotides long. It is a transcript of the gene col5a3a, whose product is annotated as collagen, type V, alpha 3a. Gene Ontology annotation, molecular function: extracellular matrix structural constituent conferring tensile strength. The transcript is spliced from 67 exons. The record is from RefSeq and is a predicted model, not a curated record. Lineage: Eukaryota; Metazoa; Chordata; Actinopteri; Kurtiformes; Apogonidae. The coding region runs from base 166 to 5787 and encodes 1873 amino acids. Gene Ontology annotation, biological process: extracellular matrix organization.
CUGAGAGGAUACUCUACAACAAAAGUUCUUCAACAAUCAAGCAAGUGGAAGUACAGACUGGCUUCUCUCCUUUUCUCCACGCAUGGCUGCUUAGCUCCUGCAAAUACAACUUGUGUAGAAUAAAGUUCGGGCGGCGGAGGCAGAGGGGAGUCUGCGCUUCUAAAGAUGGACAAUUUAAUAAGGACGAGAAUGCGCAGGAGAAUACCGCUGUUAUUCUACAUCCUGCUCCAUGUAACGACGACAAAAGCUGCUGAUCCCAUCGAUGUCCUUCGAGUGCUGGACCUGUCAGACAACAUGGAGGGAGUGUCCCUGGAGGCGGGUUUUUGCACUAACAGGAAGGGCAUGGAGGAGACAGACCUGGCCUACAAGAUAGACAAAAAAAUCCAACUUAGUGCCCCCACCAAGCAGCUCUUCCCUGAUUCACAAUUUCCUGAGAAUUUCUCCCUAAUGGCUGCAGUGCGAGCUAAAAAGGGCUCGCAGUUUUUCCUGCUUUCAGUGUAUGAUGACCAAGGAGUGCAGCAGCUGGGGAUUGAAGUAGGCCGUUCGCCUGUCUUCCUGUAUGAGGACCAGCAUGGACAGCCCAUGCCAGAAUUGUAUCCCACCUUUAAGGAGAUCAACACUGCUGAUGGAAAAUGGCACAGGAUAGCCUAUAGUGUGCAGGACAAGUCUGUGACCCUAUACUUGGACUGUCAAAAGAUAGAAACCCUGGAUCUGCUACGAGGGGACAAUGCAAUAGUCAGCACAGAGGGUGUCACUGUGUUUGGGACGCGACUGCUGGAUGAAGAUGUGUUUGAAGGAGAUAUUCAGCAGCUGCUGAUUCUCGAAGACCCCCAUGCUGCUGCCAACUACUGUGCAAAAUACAUACCAGACUGUGACUCUCCUUUGCUCUACAAUAUCCAAGCCCUGGAUCUGCAGGAGAACAUCCAACUUGGGUCUGAUGCCUUGAUGCAAAGGGACCAUCCAGAUGAACCAAAGAAGCACUCUAAAAAGGACAGGAAAGGCAAAAAGAACAAAAAGAAGAGGGACAAGGGCUCAAAAGGCAAAGGAAAACGCAAAGGCAAGGGAAAGAAGGAAUCCAGGAAGAAAAAACAUGAAGAGGAGGGUCUUGAGGAUGGCUUCCUCAGAGUGUCCACAACACUGCCUGAGUAUCUAUCCCAAGAACCCUUUCAUCCUACAGAGUUGCCAGAAAUUAAGAGCACCCUAGAAAGUGACUUUCCCUCUGAAGUGUUUGCCAAGACCCUCAUGGAGAUGCCCACACAUGAACCUGACUCUGUAACUGCGGCCCCCACUGUGAGACCUAGUGCAUUGCCUGAAUCAGAGGUUACUGAGGAGAAGGACAAGCCAGUGAAGAAGCCAGUGCUAGAAGAGCACGAGGAUGACAUUUACAGAGACCUUUAUGAUGAUCUCUCAGUUUCCACGGUAACAGUGGGCCCAAAUGUUACUGACUAUGAGAUUCUUGAAUAUGAAGAUUAUACAAAUGACACAGAGUCAGAGUAUGAAGAGUAUGAGACAUAUGGGGAUGGCUAUGACUUUGCAGAGCGAGAAAGAGAACAGACAUGGAACAUAGAGGCAAGCCUCAGAGCAGAAAAAGGCCAGAAGGGAGAGCCAGCCAUUAUUGAACCGGGUACAUUGGUUGAAGGAUCCCCAGGUCCACCAGGACCAGAGGGGCUUCCUGGCCCAGCUGGACCCACAGGCCCUCCAGGACCAAGAGGUGAUCCUGGUGAACUGGGUCCCCCAGGACGCCCUGGUCUUCCUGGGGUUGAUGGGAUUCCAGGUCCUCCAGGAACCUUGCUAAUGCUACCAUUCCAGUAUGGAGGUGAUUCCCAGAAGGGGCCAGUGGUGUCUCCACAGGAAGCACAAGCCCAAGCUAUCCUGCAACAGUCCAAGCUGUCACUGAGGGGACCACCAGGACCUUUGGGCCUCACAGGCCGCCCAGGCCCACCGGGUGUUCCAGGCAAUGCUGGGAUUAAAGGAGACAGGGGAGAAAGUGGCCCUGCUGGGCUGCGUGGAUUGCCAGGCCCUCCAGGUCUUAAUGGAAAAGUAGGAAAGAGGGGGCGUGCAGGAGUAGAUGGAGGUCGUGGGGCUCCAGGUGAAACAGGUUCCAAGGGUGACAGGGGCUUUGAUGGCCUGCCAGGUCUCCCGGGAAACAAGGGACACAGAGGGGACAGAGGAAAGCCUGGUCCUCAUGGGCCUGUUGGAGAGCCAGGAGAAAAGGGAUCUGAUGGACCUGUGGGCCCAAGAGGACAACCAGGUGAACCUGGUCCACGGGGUCUUGUUGGGCCAAGGGGUCCACCUGGUCCACCUGGCCAAGCGGGUAUUCGUGGAGCUGAUGGAGUACAAGGGUUAAAGGGUAACUUGGGUCCUCCCGGAGACAUAGGGCCCCCGGGUCAACAGGGAAAUCCAGGAGCACAGGGCUUGCCCGGUUCUCAGGGUCCCAUUGGAUUGCCAGGAGAGAAGGGUCCGCAGGGAAAACAAGGCAUGCAGGGACUACCAGGCAUUGAUGGUCCUGCUGGUCACCCAGGAAGAGAGGGUCCCGCAGGAGAGAAAGGCAUCCAAGGUUUGCCAGGUGCUCAGGGGCCUGUUGGAUACCCAGGAACCCGAGGAGUCAAGGGAGCAGAUGGAGUUAGGGGUCUAAAGGGGAGCAAAGGAGAGAAGGGAGAAGAUGGUUUCCCUGGAUUCAAAGGUGACAUGGGUAUCAAGGGAGACAGGGGUGAUAGCGGCGCUCCAGGUCCUCGUGGAGAAGAUGGACCAGAAGGGCCAAAGGGCCAAUCAGGACCCAUUGGAGAUCCAGGACCUCUUGGGAUAGCUGGCGAGAAGGGUAAACUUGGUGUGCCUGGAUUGCCAGGAUACCCAGGACGACAAGGAUCUAAGGGAUCACUUGGUUUCCCUGGUUUGGCUGGGGUCCUAGGAGAAAAAGGACGACGGGGUCCAGCUGGUCAGCCAGGGUCUGGGGGCCAGAGAGGUCCAAAUGGAGUCCGUGGGGGAAGAGGAGCAAGGGGGCCUACUGGAAAGCCUGGAGAAAAGGGCUCUGCAGGACAAGAUGGUCCUCCAGGAUCCCCUGGAGAACAGGGUCCCCAAGGACCACAGGGAAGACACGGUGAACCUGGACCAAGAGGACCUAAUGGUCCACCAGGAAAAGAUGGAUUACCAGGUCAUCCAGGCCAGAGAGGGGAACCAGGUUUCCAAGGGAAAAAUGGACCUCCUGGACCCCCAGGUGUUGUGGGACCACAGGGUAAAUCUGGUGAGACAGGGCCAACUGGAGAUAGAGGCCAUCCAGGUUCACCAGGACCCCCUGGAGAGCAUGGUUUACCAGGAAUUGCAGGAAAGGAGGGUACCAAGGGAGAUCCAGGACCACAAGGAGCUCCAGGGAAGAGUGGUCCUGCUGGGCUCCAAGGCUUCAGAGGGAGCAGAGGGACACCUGGUGCAAUGGGUCCUGCAGGACUGAAGGGGGGAGAGGGUCUACCUGGUGUUGCUGGAGCCAUUGGUGCCACAGGAGAGAGGGGUCCUGCUGGGUCGGCGGGUGCUAUUGGCCAGCCGGGUCGACCUGGUGGUGUGGGACCUGCUGGGCCGAUGGGAGAGAAAGGCGAUCCAGGAGAGAAGGGGCCUAUUGGGCCAGCAGGGCAUGAUGGAGAACCAGGACCUGUAGGACUGCCAGGGCCUGCUGGACCUCCUGGACCUCCAGGAGAGGAUGGAGACAAGGGAGAGACAGGAGGACCAGGCCAGAAGGGUAGUAAAGGAGACAAAGGAGAAGCUGGCCCCCCUGGACCUAUUGGAAGUCAAGGACCUGUAGGCCAACCUGGACUUACAGGUGCAGAUGGUGAGCCAGGUCCUCGGGGACAGCAGGGUAUGAAUGGAGCCAAAGGAGAUGAAGGACUGAGGGGAUUUAAAGGGGCCACAGGUCCAUCUGGACUACAGGGAAUGCCAGGACCACCAGGGGAAAAAGGAGAGAGCGGACAUGUUGGUUCAAUUGGCCCACCAGGACAGCAUGGCCCAAGAGGGCCACAAGGGCCCAUUGGUGGAGAGGGUGCAUCUGGAUUGCCUGGUGGAGUUGGUCAGCCCGGACUUGUCGGAGAGAAGGGUGAGGAUGGAGAGGCAGGGGACCCUGGUUCUGUUGGUGAACCUGGUGGCGCUGGUGGUAAAGGCGAAGUUGGGGAGAAGGGUGACACUGGUCCGCCCGGUGCAGCUGGGCCUCCAGGACCCAGAGGAACACCAGGGGAGGACGGGCCCAAAGGCAACAUUGGCCCUAUUGGAUUUCCUGGGGAUUCAGGGCCCCCUGGAGAGCCUGGUGUCAAUGGAGUAGAUGGUGGAUCAGGGCCUAAGGGAGACAGUGGAGAAGCAGGCAAAGCAGGACCCCCAGGAGCGUCUGGUGAACCAGGCCCAUCAGGACCUCCUGGACGGAGGGGUCACAUAGGUGCUACAGGAAAGGAAGGGAAGCAGGGGAUGAAGGGAGCAAAGGGGACAACAGGAACCCAGGGUCCAGUUGGAAAGACAGGUCCUGUGGGACCACAAGGACAUCCAGGGAGAUCUGGCCCAGAAGGACUGCGAGGCAUCCCAGGCCCUGCAGGUGAGCAAGGGUUGAAUGGGCCACCAGGACAGACUGGACCACCAGGACCAAUAGGCCCACCAGGACUUCCAGGACUGAAAGGAGACCCUGGAACAAAAGGAGAUAAAGGGCAUGGUGGGUUAAUUGGUCUAAUUGGUCCCCCAGGGGAACCUGGUGAAAAGGGAGACAGAGGUUUACCAGGGAACCAGGGUACACAAGGGCCUAAAGGAGAUGAGGGUGUUGCUGGCCCGCCUGGUCCCACUGGCCCACCGGGAUCACCUGGAUUGUCAGGUGCAGCUGGUGAGAAAGGAUCGAAGGGAGACACGGGUGUCAUCGGUCCCAGAGGAGAUCCAGGCCCUGCUGGCUUACCAGGACCCCCAGGACCCCCUGCCACAAUAGUUCAGCCCUUACCUAUCAGGGAGGGCAAGCGAAAGAGAAGAAGGCAUUCAGAUCGGGCAGGAGCAUCAACCCCAUCCAGAGAAGAAGAUGGAGAUUUGUAUAAAGAGGAGUUCCUUCAAGGAGAUCAGCCUCUUGAAGAUGCAGAGGGAAUGGAGGAAGUCUUUGCCACACUUGCUUCCAUGAAAACUGAAGUGGAGCUUAUGAGAAGGCCACUGGGGACCUUUGAAAGCCCUGCCCGCACUUGCAAAGAGCUCAUGAUGGUCCAACCUGAUUACAAAGAUGGAGACUACUGGAUAGAUCCUAACCAAGGUUGCCACAGAGACUCUAUCAAGGUCUACUGUAACUUCACAGCUGAUGGAGAGACCUGUCUCUACCCUGACAAGAGGAUUGAGAUGGUGAAAUUAGCAGCUUGGAAUAAAGAGAAGCCAGGAAGCUGGUACAGCCAAUACAGGAAAGGCAAGCAGUUUGCCUACAUUGACAGGGAUGGGACCCUAGUACAUGUGGUUCAGCUGACCUUCCUGAAACUACUAAGCGCCACAGCCAAGCAGAGCUUCACCUACACCUGUCAGAACUCAGCAGGGUGGUUUGACAGCACCUCUCAGUCCUACAAACAUGCCCUCCGCUUCCGGGGGAGCAAUGAUGAGGAGCUGACACAAGCCAAGAGCCCAUUUAUACAUGCUGUGCAUGAUGGAUGCCAGUACCGCAAAGGUCAGGAAAGGACUAUCCUAGAGAUUGAUUCCCCUUCUGUGGAGUUGCUCCCUAUUGUAGAUGUGGCUCCAACAGACUUUGGCAACAACAACCAAAAGUUUGGAUUCCAAGUUGGACGAGUAUGCUUCAAUGGUUAACAUCUUGCCAAUAAAGCACAGAGGAAGUCCUGCACAAAGUUUUGGUGAAUGAAACAAGACUAUUACCACUACCCCAAGAAAUAUUUAUUUCCUUAUGUUCCUGUAUAUGGUGGGUUUGUGGUAUAUUAUUUAAGAUUCUUCAGCAGCCAAUGAAAUAGGUUUUGUGGCUUUACAAUAAGAAGAACGCCAAGAAAAAGAACGUACACAACAUUGGGAACAAAGCACAUUUACCAAAGGGAAAUACUCCAGUUAGAUAUAUUUAAUUUUAAGUAUUUUUGUUUUAUUUUUCUCACACUGUUUGAGUGUGCUGUAAUAUAUCCUCAAGACUUAUGAGGAAUGCACCGCUUAUGACCACUUAUAAAUAAUAAAAAAAAAAAAAAGACAGAUCUGUUUGAGGAGGAAAAGAACAGUCUGUCAUUCUGUGGUAAAGGUCAAUUAAGUGGGAUAUUCUAGGCCUUGGAUAGAAAAUAGUUACUACCUAAUGUGUUAUAAAAGACCGCGACUGAAUAAACCAGAGAAGGUGUCAUACUCUUGCUUGCCCAAAUUUCAUUAUGCAGACAAUUGCAUAGCAGUUGUGAACUAGCCUAGCAUAUUAAUUUCACACAAGCAGCACAAUUAAUUUCCUGUGUUCAGGAGUGAUAAAUUGUCCUUUUUACCCUUCAACUGCAGUUUGCUCAGUGAAUUACCUUGUUUAGUAUUCAGUAAGCAUAGGUAGUUAUUGAACCCAACACUUACUUGAAUGAAUAAGGAUGUUUCCAUCAUUAGACUGCUUUCCUUCAUGGGUUUAAUAAUACAGUUUUAGAGUGCUCUAUGUUACCAUAGCCAAUAGUGCUGCAUAUGGCAAAUCAACAUCCCCCCUACUGUUAUAUAAACUUGCUAUGAUAUACCACAGCAGUUUGACUGGGGAUAUUUCAAUUAAGAGCAUGAAAAUUCUGCAGUCCUUCAUACUAAGAGAUAUUUUCUAUGCAUCUCUUAAAAGCAAGUUUUGAAAUUGUUAAUAUACAGUAACAUGUUUUCAGGUUUCUGUGCUACUCAGAGUUUUUUGUUCCUCUGUUUUGUUGAUAUGUUAAAAGUCAAACAGAAAAUGUUGCCAUUCAGUUGACAUGAUCUGUUUUUCAGUGGUGCUAAAAAAUUGUUAUUUUUGUGUCACUGUGAUGUCUCUAUGGCUAGAGAGGAGGGGGUUGUUGCCCUUUCAGCAGCACAAAACACUCCAAGAUGCUGGAGAACAGUCCACUUAUCGUGUUAUUUGUAUAUCGUCUGAUUGAUUGGACUAAUUUCAAAGGGCUGGUGAAAGACGUUAGGAAUACUCCAGAGUAAUGUGCAUGAUUGCUUUAAAGGGAAAAUCGACUUUUAAAAUGAAUUUACAUUGUACUGUUCAGUGGUUUUGGACAUUAAAUCUAGAGACAUGAUCAGACAACAGACAACUCUCCUUGAACAUAGUUAAGAUUCAUGUUAACAAAUUGGUCUGUGACACAUUAUAGAAAUUAUAAAUGUGUGUGAAUUAUAUUUUAAAGCUGAUUUUUCCUUUGCAAAAUGAAAUUCUAAAUGCUCUGCCUAACUCUUCCUGCUCAAACAGUAGACUGUUUAUACGGCAUGCAUAAUUAGAAAAUUCACCCCUGCUGUUUUAUUUGUUUCGCAGCAUUUAAACAUUCCAGUAAUUAACUCUCUUCUAGUUCCAUCCUGCAUCGCACCUCCUGUGUAUAGUGUUUGUUGUACUAAUUUUAUAUACUGUACAGAUAUUCUGAGGUUCUUUGUGAGAAAUAACCUGUUGCCUGAAUGAAAAACAAAUGUAUUUGUCAAAAAGUUGAUGUGAAUUAAAAACAAGGAAUGA